AUGUCGGCACAAGUCAUCAGAACCCCGAUGCCGCUGACAUCGGAACAGUUAGUGGGGAUAACAAAUCGGGUUAAGGAUGAGAGCGACAAGUGUUUUGACGCAAAGGAGGAAUACAUCCUGCGUCAGAUGGUCACUUUGGCUAAGAAGCAUAUCGUAUGUGACGAUGGACUGAGGUACGUUCUCAAGGCAGUGGACUUAUCCAAUUGGAUUAUGGAAGCAGCUUUGGUGAGGAAAGUGAUAAAUCGGGUGAUUGUACCCUCUCUUUGGAGAGAGGAAGAGGAUGAAGCUCUGUUCAAGCAUGAUUUCAAAAGAUUUCUGAUCCAAGACAGAGAUGAUUUGAGCAGAAGAGGAUUGGCACGUCAGAUAUUUAGAGGGAUAGUCUAUCAAGGAGAUGAAGUGGUCCAAUCAAUUUCCUACCAGGAGAUACAGUUGCUGUUGAGGAUGAGAUCGCUUUGGAAUUGGCAGAAAUUUGAAUGCGGGAUUGACCUUGCGGUUUGCUGGUUGGAAUGUGGUAUGCACAUCGACAUCGAUGGAUUUUUAAAAGAAGCAUACCAUCAUCGAAGGAGUCUUGGGACAGCUCAACAACCAGAAUGA
Messenger RNA from Microthlaspi erraticum, 594 nucleotides. The record is from the annotation of a GenBank genome assembly. NCBI's taxonomy places the organism in Eukaryota, Viridiplantae, Streptophyta, Magnoliopsida, Brassicales, Brassicaceae.